CGGGGGUACUACAUGAUAGAUAAGAUUAGAUCUGGGUGCUCCACGAACAAUUGCUUUUAAGUGACUCAAAGUUGGCGUCAACGGGUUCCUCUACUCCAAACACUACCAUGGCAGGCUCGAAAAAGAACAAACCUAAGAAGGCCGUCCCUCCAUCAUAUAGCAGCAUGCCGGAUCAGCCUCAAACUGGGGACGACGACCAUGAACUCGUGGAUGACCUGCUUGCAGAGCUCGACUCCCGGAACCACACUGUACAACAAGAAUCAGCUACCGUGUUGAUAGAGAUGCAAGAACAUAAAGAGAAUGCAGUUGGAGCCAGAGCGCGGUCGGCCAAGAAAAAGCAGGAUAGCAGGAGCCGACAUGAAGCGCGACAGGCGAGAAAGGCAGCGGCCUUGGUUCAAAAUCAUGCACCCAUUGAUCCAGAGGCAGACGCAAGGCUAGAGAGAGAGGCGAAGGAAGAAGAGGCCUCAAUCAAGGAAACAUGCGACAAGCUUGGGGUGCAGACACACGAGAUACAACCAGAUGGACAUUGUCUAUUCUCUGCUAUAGCAGACCAGUUAACCCUGCUUAACAUACUUCCUCCCGCUCAAGCUAACUACGUCACCGUCCGCGCUGCCGCAUCAAACUUCAUCUACACUCACCCAGACGAUUUCCUGCCAUUCCUGCCGUCCGCGUUUGGUGAAGAUGGUGUUGGAGCAACAAGCGCAGGCUUCAUGACUCCGCGGCAAUUUGAACAGUACUGUAUGACGAUCAAGGACACUGGUGCUUGGGGUGGAGAACCAGAGAUCCUGGCGCUCAGUCGAGCAUAUAAUGUUCCAAUACAUGUGAUACAGGGCGGUGUCCCCAAGAUAGUUGAACACAACCCAGGUUCGUCACCAUGGUCGUCUGGUAAGGUAGCUCGUAUCAGUUUCCACAGAAGAAUGUAUGGGCUAGGGGAGCAUUAUAACUCUUUACGACCGAAAACCGCCAUUUCACAAAUGGCUGACAAGAUCCAGUCCGCGUUCUCUUGA
Molecule: messenger RNA, 1007 nt
Organism: Suillus paluster
Lineage: Eukaryota; Fungi; Basidiomycota; Agaricomycetes; Boletales; Suillaceae
Exons: 4
Coding region: 108-1007 (299 amino acids)
Biological process (GO): protein deubiquitination
Molecular function (GO): cysteine-type deubiquitinase activity
Source: RefSeq, a predicted model, not a curated record